Messenger RNA from Parnassius mnemosyne (clouded apollo), 339 nucleotides. The record is from the annotation of a GenBank genome assembly. NCBI's taxonomy places the organism in Eukaryota, Metazoa, Arthropoda, Insecta, Lepidoptera, Papilionidae.
AUGUCGCGCUUUCGAUUUCGAAGGCAAGAUGGUUACACUGCAGUUCCAAAUGAUGAUAGUGGGUUUUCAGAUGCGCAAUUUGAAGUACCGCCCCCUAGAAUACCUUGGAAAGCUAUAAGUUUAGCUGCAUUUUUAUUUAUUGUGGGCACUAUUCUACUUACGGUGGGCAGUCUCAUUGUAACAGGCCACAUAGACACAAAGUAUUUAGAUCGCUUAUGGCCAAUGAUAGUUUUAGGUGGUAUAAUGUUUUUACCUGGUGCAUAUCACAUAAGAAUAGCAUUCUAUGCUUAUAAAGAAUAUCCGGGGUACAGUUUUGCAGACAUUCCUGAGUUUGAAUAG